AAGGAGGGGGAAGAUCAUUUUCCACAGUUCAGCCAAUCACAGCGAUGUCUCCUUUGUAAACCUUGAUCGCCUCUUGACUAAAUCUUCAUUUGGGUGGGAAGACAUCAGCAGUGCGAGAUCAAUGUACUGUACCACAAUGAUCGGAGGACUGGCUGCUUUGAUUCUUCUUAGUACAGGGUCUCUGCUUCAAGCUGCAGAGGUUGCUCAUCAGAUCUCUCUGACUGUGGUUGAACUUGGUGGGAAUGUUACUUUGCAGUGUCCAGUUUCUGAGAAGGAUGGCAAAUUCUUUUACUGGUACAAACAGUCUCUUGGAUAUAUGGCCCAAACAGUCUUUGCUGUAGUUCAGGGUCAGUUAACAGUAAGUGAACAGUUUGACAACCCACGGUUCAAAGCAACAAAAGGAGUUGCUCAGUAUCUUCUUACCAUCACAAAUGUCAGCAAAGAGGACGAAGCAACAUAUUUCUGUCACUAUGGAGCAGCGUAUUCACAGAGUUUCAGCGAAGGCAUCUUCUUGGCUGUCAACGAUAGUAAUCAGCAGAAAUGUUUCCAUGUGAAACAAAGUCCGAAGACUGAGUCGGUCCAGCUGGGUGACAGAGUGAAUCUCCAGUGUUCACUUCUUUCCACGAACAAAGAAAACUCAGAUGAGUGUCCAGGUGAAGACAGUGUGUAUUGGCUCAGAUCUGGAUCAGGAGAAUCUCAUCCAAGCAUCAUUUACACUGACAGAGACAAACAAGAGGAGAGAAGUUGUGACUACAGUCUGUCCAAAACUAUACAGGCCUCCUCUGAUACUGGGACUUACUACUGUGCUGUGGUCACAUGUGGAGAGAUCCUGUUUGGUGAAGGAACUAAAGUGGAAACAAGAUCAAAACUGGAACCAGUUGUCCUUGCUCUUGGAGUCCUGUUGGCCUGCUGUGUGACUGUGAUGGUCGUCCUUAUCUUCUACGGAAAUCGAAGGAAAGUUUGCGAACACUGCAAAGAGGCGAUGAGUGCUUCCCAUCAUCUUGGACAUGACAGUUUAACUGUGGAUCAAUCUAAUCAUCUGGAUGGUGAAGAAGAGGCCGUGAACUAUGCAGCACUGGAGUUUUCUACAAGGAAAGUGAAAAGAGGAAAGAGAAAGAUCGAAAACACACCAGAGUGUGUGUACUCUUUUGUAAAAGCAGAUUACCACAACCAGCAACACCCCUCUCUAUAGACAAAUCCGAUGGCCGCUUUGUGUGUUCUGUGCUGCUAUUACUGCAGUGGCAAAUUGUAGUGACUCUGUGUCUGCUGCUGCCUGCUAACAGCCACCAUGUUAGCUGGUGACUUUCAGCAGAAUGUGUCUGUGGUUGCACGAAGUAACUUGCGUAAAUGGUUGGCAUAGAUAAUGAACACAGAUGAGUAUGUACUGAAAACUGAUUAAAGUAAGAUUCUAAUUAUGAGUACACCUACAUGUUGUCAACAGCUGCUACUAUGAGCAACCACAACGUAUUUGGAUGAGACACCAGUUAGCACGGUCACUUGUUACAUCGAAACAUCGGACACCAUUGUACAGAUCUGUUUGUGAUGUCAACAGAAUGAUGUUACCUUUGUGGUCGUUCCCCAACUUAGAGUGACUAAUGAUGUUUUUCACACUAACGUCACAGUUAGCUGACUGCAUUAAUUUAUUAUGUGGGACCACCGCAGCUCAGAGACAGUGUCUUAGCCCAUUUAUGUUAGCUCAGUAAGCAGAGUUUUUCCCAAGGUUUUCCACUCGUGUUGGAGCAGCUGAGAGCUGCACAAGUUCUUCCCAAAGUCCUACAUCAAUUUGAAAAGUAAUGUUACCUAAAAAACAAAAGUGAAAGUUGAAAAUUGUUCACUUAUUCGCACAGCUUGCAUUAAAAGGCACUUGCAUUGUAGGGAGAUGCCACCACAGUAAUGCCAACUUGUUUACUUCCCCACAGAUUUUCAGUUGCUUUGUUAAAGUGUUGCCACAGUUCACAUAUGUGCCUGUAUUUUAGUAGGAGACCAUCAUUACAUGUCUGUUGACUUCUGUUUGCUUCUGUUGUUUUGUUGACACAAGAAUAUGGCAUAAGAUAUUUAUACUGUCUCCUCAUAUGAAGUGACUGCAUCUUCAUUCAUCACAAAUACAGACAGUAUACCUGUACAGUUGUUAAAGUAAGAAACUUGAUAAAAUCUGUUUGUGUCUUUUGGA
Molecule: messenger RNA, 2170 nt
Organism: Epinephelus moara (kelp grouper)
Lineage: Eukaryota; Metazoa; Chordata; Actinopteri; Perciformes; Serranidae
Exons: 6
Coding region: 122-1192 (356 amino acids)
Biological process (GO): response to bacterium
Source: RefSeq, a predicted model, not a curated record